GCGGCCAUGGCGGCCAUGGCGGGAGCGCUGGUGCGGGCCGGCCGCACCGCGGCCCUGCGGGGAUCGCCGUCACCGCUGAGGGCGGCCCGGGCGCUCCUGGUUUGCAGGCUGAAGUCAUCAGUCAGCUUUCUUACUCGACCAGAUCGACCAAAUAUUGCUUAUCAGAAACUAAAGGGGAGGAAUCCAGGGGUUAUUUUCCUUCCAGGCUUCAAUUCAAAUAUGAAUGGUCAGAAAGCAACUGCCCUUGAAGAUUUCUGCAAAUCAUUAGGUCAUGCCUUCAUCAGAUUUGACUAUACAGGAUGUGGAAGUUCAGAUGGUAAAUUUGAAGAGUGUACAGUUGGGAAGUGGAGGAAAGAUGUUCUGUCUAUACUGGAUGAACUUACCGAUGGACCACAGAUUCUGGUGGGCUCCAGCAUGGGUGGAUGGCUGAUGCUUCAUGCUGCAAUAGCACGCCCAGAUAAAGUAGCUGCUCUGGUUGGAGUAGCUGUAGCAGCAGAUCACGUUGUAACAAGUUUUAAGAGGCUUCCCAUUGAGGCACAAAAAGAAAUAGAAGAAAAGGGUGAAUGGAAGUAUCGAACAAAGCAAAAUGAGGAAGGAUAUUACUCCUUGACCUAUGACUUUAUCAGAGAAGCAGAAAAUCACUGUGUGCUGAACAGUCCUAUUCCUGUAACAUGUCCCAUACGCCUUAUCCAUGGCAUGAGGGAUGGUGAUGUCCCUUGGGAGAUCUCUAUGCAAGUUGCCGACCGUGUUUUGAGCAAGGACGUGGAUGUUAUCCUCCGUAAAAUCGGCCAGCAUCGGAUGAGUGACAAGGAGGAUACAAAGCUCCUUGUGAAUACUGUUGAUGAUCUAAUUGACAAGCUGUCAACGGUAGCAUAAGCUGAAGAGUAGCAUUAGUGCAUGAGCUCUACACCUGACUCUUUUCCUUGAGUUACAGAAGCCCUGUUCUUACCCAGAUGGUGGCAGGCCUGUGACUGUCACAGUAGGAACUAAGCUUUAUCUGCUGUUUCCUUACCUCUGUUUGGUAAAUACAGGUAUUGUAUUAUUGCUGCAUUUGCACACAGUCCAAAGUGUGAAGGAGUGCUGCUAUUGUGUUCAGACCCUCUCCUUCACCACUUUAACCGUUUUUUUCACAAAUUUCCUACAAUUUUGUACUGACAUGUUGAUUACUUUUUGUUACUAUUGGCCUGUACAGUAAAACUUUAUUUUUGCAUCUUUGACACCUAUUGUCCCUCCUCUGUACCAUCAUUCUAUCUUAUGUCUGAAACCGUCUGUGCAAGGCAAAAUACAGCUUGAGUGUUUACUGAAGUUAGUUAUUAGUAUAGUGAGUACCAUGAAAUGCAAUAAACAGAUUUCAGAUAAAUGGUUAUUUUGUUCUCAAAUGCAGUUAAAAAGUGGAAGGCACACCCUGAUGGUGUGCUUGGGGUACUGCAUAGGGAAGAAUUUGACUUUGAAGAAUGCAGGGCCUCAAAGCCUUAAGAACUCUUUAUCUGUGUUUAUCAGGAGGGUGUGUCAUCUUCUCCAGGCUGCCUGUCUGUCGUUGUUCAUUUGUGGGCCUACUGUUAAGGGAACAAUAAAUAAUCUUGGUGUAAACUGAAACUGGAUCAAUAAGGUGACUUUAAUAGGAACUUCUUCAAAAUGGAGAGUACAGUGCCACAGAGCACUAAUGCCUGCUUCCCAUGACUUGAGAGUUGUGGAUUACUGGGAACAGGAAAUUCUUCUUCAUUACUCUUCUUCUUGUCAAAUUGUCUUCUUCAGCUGCUUAAGUCCAACCCUGAGAAGCUGUAAAUGGAACUCGAUAGUUGGAUAAUUCUUAAAAUGUAAAUCCAUAGAAUUUAAUAGGAAAUUUAUUUAAUUGCAAAUAUGAGUGUUACCUGGGUUUUGUACAGAAAUACAGUACCAUUCAUACAAUUGAGAGAGAGGAGCUUAGGUGAGAGGCUGCAAUUAAUGUGUACUAUCAGUCAAAAGCAUAUAAUUGUUUCUGGGUUUAUUAUUUGAAGUAGUAAAUGACAUCACUAUUGUUACCUUAAAAGACUGAAGCUGCUGGGGGUAAGGUAUUUCUAGAGAGUUUGUCAUUUUCAGUUUUAGCUAUGUCAGUAGAAGUGUGCUGAACAGGGCUUUGCUGAGGUAGUGGGUUUUAAUUAAAAACACUACAAACAACUGAAGUAAAAAAAACAAAAAUAAUCCAAACAGAAAUCAAGCAAAAAACCCAGCAACAACAAAACCUACAUUUCAGAUUGCUUCCUAUGAAGUACAGUUUUAUUUAGGCUUCAAUACUGUGAAAAACAAGAAGCUGUGAUAUAAAAAAAAAUUGAAUUUUGAUAUAAAAGUGAAAAAGAUGGCUCUUGUUUAAAUGCAGAUUUUCUGCUUAAAGUACCAAUUCCCUAACUCAAUUAGUCACAGAAUCAUAGAAUGGUUUGGCUUGGAAGGGACCUCAAAGAUCAUCUAGUUUCAACCUCCAUGCCAUGGGCAGGGAUAUCUUCCACUGGACCAGGUUGCUCAGAGCUCCAUCCAACCUGGCCUUGAACACUUCCAGAAAUGGGGUAUCCAACAGGCAACAUGUUCCAGUGCCUCACAGUAAGGAAUUUUUCCCUAAUUAUCUGAUCUAAACCUGAGUUUGAACCCAUUCUCCCCCUUGUUGUGUCACAACAUACUUUUUAAUAAAUAGUCUCUAUCCAGCUCAGGAUAACCUAGAUUGGGAUAAUUGCUUGGGGAAUUAGAACAUUUCAUGAAAUCUUGUUCCCAAGUAUUUCUGGCAUAGACUGGUCUUCUGUUUGUAUCACUAUGCAAUUCACUUUAGCUUUAAAACCUCUGGAAUAUGUUUUUAACUUUUGAGAAAUUAAAUGCAAAUUGCAUUGCUGGAGUUGGAACUGUGUUCAUGUUUAUGUAGUGUUAAGCAGCUGUCAUCUUUAUAUGUGUUUGUAUGACUUGCAUCUGAUAAGACCUAAAAAAUGGAUUUUGUGAGUUUUAAAGAUGCAGUCAAAUCAAAAUUACUUCAAAACGUUGUGCCCUAAGCCAUGAGGUUUUUUUUUAAAUUCAGUUUUGUCACAUCUUAGAUUGGUUUGGCUCAUAAUCAAAGAAAAGGCUGAAACAAGUGGACUGCAGUAAUUCCAAAGUAAUUACUUUUAAUUAAUUUAAUUUAAUUAAUGCCAAGAGUUACCAGUUAUAAUAGAUGUACUUUUUUGUGACACAUAUUAAAGUUAUUUCAGUGACUGAAAAGUUUUGAGCCUAUUUUUUUAAUAGGAAGUUCUAAAUGUAAACAUUCAAUUUAGUGCUUCAGACAAGGAAAAGGCUUUGUGUGCCUGUAUAAACUGUAGCUGUCUAUUCCUCUUGAAGGACUUGCAUUGUAUUCAUGCUUCAUGUUAGCCUUUAUUAAAUAAUUGAUAUUUUACAGUUAAGGUGUCUGUUGCAGUGCCUUAGAGCAAGAUAGGUGAAAGCAAAUGUGAAGUGGAGCAGUUGUAAAUAGUUUUCAGGAGGUUUUUUUUUCCUUGUUUGCUGUUGGUGUUUUGUGUUGUUGCCCCCUCCAUUAUUCUGCUGUAAUAACAGGAGGUGGGAGAAUUCAGUGUAACAGGGUUGACACAAUUGUUGAGAAUACAAAACUGCAGCAUCAGUGGCUGAAACCACAGCAUUACUGAAAACUCGAUUCUAGGGAAGGGGGUUUUGCUGCCACUUGUUUUGUAGUUCUGUUUUCCUUCUCUGCUGGCUACAUGGAGAUCAGCGGUAGCAUUUACAGUGCAGGUGCACCCAGUGUUUGUUACAUAUGGCCUAAAUGCAAAGGCAGAGAUGAUACUUUCUUCAUAAAGACAGUAUUCCAGGUAGUGUUUUGAAAUUCAGGGAAUGCUAGAGUCCUCUCUGUGCUCGCUUUUUGGUUUUCUAAGUCUGGUUUGCUUAAGUAUGAAGAGCUGGCUCUGAGGAAGACCUUGUGCAGACAGACCUUUUUCUCUGACUUUGCUGUGGUAGUUCCAUUGAUACUUUCAUGUAUAUAUAUAUAUACUUACUUUUACUUUGCAAGCAUAAGCAUUUUCCCUGUGUUCAUGCAGGAAAUUACUAAAGUUUUGACUGUUGUCAUCUUGGCAUGUUCAGAUGACUGAAAGAAGGCAUAGUGAUAACUAGAGAGAUUUGCAUCCUACCUCUGAGCCACUGUUGACCUACCAGGAAAUUCUGACAAUCUGAAAUAAUGGCAUUUUCACAUAUUAGUGUCAUUCCAAAUUGGUACUGUUUUGUCCACUGCAUUAAUGCCUACACAGGCAUCUACUAAUAUUCUCCAUAUUAGUCAUGUUUAAAAACUAGUAUUUCAUUCCUCUGUAGAGAUACUGUAUUAAAAUAGGAUAUUACACACUUGGAAAGCUCUGCAUGGUGAAGAUUCUUAAAAUCCUUUCUAAUGAAUUAUGUUCUGGUUUGGUUGUUUGGUUUUUUUAACAGACUGCUGAUUUGUUGACAAAUGCAAAGUAUAUUUAGUGAAUAUAUAAUGUACAUUUCCUCAACAAUAAUUGAUUAACAUGAAAUAAUCAGUUUCUAAAGCAUAUUCAACUUGUUUCCUAAUAAACAAGUGCUCAUAUUCUGCUUAUAUUGAGCUGUACUUACACAGUUUUAGAUACAUAUAUUUUUAUCUUGUUAAAUAUUCUAAUUGUUUUGUCUCUCCUCUUGUUUGACUUUGUAUUACACACCAGCUGGCUUGGGUUUCUUGGUUUUGGGGGGUUUUUUGACUUAAUUGGUGGUGUUUCAUUUAGUUUCAGUUUAACUAAGCUGUUUUCUCUUGCUUCAACACUAAAUGCAAACAAGGCAGUGUUCACAAAAAAGCCUGUCUGGAUAGGCCUUAGAAGAACCACCUCCUGCUGUUUCAUUUUUAUGUUAAUUUUGGUUACAUGCUCUCUUGGACAUGCUGUUAUUCAAUGGGGCUAAAAGAUUUAUGGUACCAUACUUUUCAUAUCAAAUUAAAACGUGCUUAGAAAGGAACAUUCAACUGGUGACUUGUCUGCAGCUGUUCAAGUAUCUUCAGUGCUCUGCUCAUGGUUCAACACAGAUUUGCAACAUUUUCUGAACCAGUGCUGUGGUCAGAGUUUCUACAUUAGGUUUGUGCUUGUAAUUUCGUUUUCCUCUGUGGCAGGAAAAAGCCCAAACAAGUGGGAGGGAAAAUUCUGUCCUGGAGAACAAUGAGAUUUGAACUUGUUUCCUAAGCUACUCAGUUAAGCUGCUACCAAGAGACCUAGCUUAUCCUUUCACAUUUUUUUAGUUUUUGUAAGUGCUGAAAGUUAUGGCCAUACUAAAGGCUUGCAGGGUUCUGUGUUUGUCCUGUCUUUGAGAUGAGCAAUCACUCUGCUUUGUGUUGAUGACCAAAUUGAUUAAGAGGUGUACGAAUGUAAAAUUCCAUCAAAGCUUGGUGAAAAUUCAUCAGCUGUGUAAGGAAUGCAGACAGAAAUACCAAACAUCUGUGUGCACUAUCACCCUUCUAAGUUUGUUCUCAAGUCCAGCCGGGGCAGGAAAGGCAGAGGGAACUCAGCCAUUGCAUUAAAUAGCAGCCAGUUUUCUGAGCAUUAGGUUUUAAUGCCCCUGUCCAUGACACUUUGCUCCUGGCAGGUAUUUCCUAGGGGAAGAUUUUACUGUUGGGAAAGAGAGGCAGAGAUGAAGGUCAGAAAUGCACUGCUCAUAGAUUUACUGCUUGUUGGUAAAUUUUUAUAGCUCAGUUUUGCUUUGUGACUGUAGCACCUCAUCUCUCUUCAAUAUGUAUUUGCCUGUAACAGAAAAAUGUUACAUUCUUGAUCAUGUAAUGUGUAAAUCUAAAUUACAGGACUUACUGCAGUUUGGUUGUAGGCUUGACCUUGUAUUUCUCUUUAAAGUCUUGCAUAUGUAUGUUAUGUAGUUCAUCAGUGCUUCUUUUCCAUUGAAGAGAAAGGGGCAUCCUCCACAUGAUGCAGUAAUUGCAGCUCACAGGUAGACACACAUUCAACCUGCUGGAGUCUCUUGAUUUGGGUCUGUCAAGGAGCUUCAGCUCUGCAUUUAUAUUUGGAAGGAAAAGCAAAUGACAGCUCCUGAAACUUCCAGUUGUUUGGUUCUGAAAUUAAAAAACAUAUUUGAAAUGUUUCUAGGCUAGCACGUGAAAGGUUGUGCUCUUUUGGGGCCUUCUGAUCUGCACCAUGCUGUUCACUUGCCUCCCACGUGGCAACAUGAGAAGGUCACUGCUGCCUGCUGGGGUGGCAGCAGGUGCUCCUGUCGGUGGCAAAGGUCUGCUGAACAGCAGCAGGCUUAGGGCUUGGAGUGAUGCAAGUGGGCUGCCCAGACUGUAGCCUGGGAAAAGCAUUCCCUGAAGGCUGCCUAGGAUCAGACCUUACAAGAAUCCUCAGUUUUGGGGUUUAAUUGUUUAUAGCUUGCUGGCAGAAAGUGUGCCAGAAUGUGCUAGUCCUUGGGACAGUAGCUCUUGAAAAAGUUCCUUAGGGCAGAGCUAAAUCCCUUACCAUAAAAAGCAGCAUUUAUGUAGUUACAGGAUUUGAUCUUUUAGGCAGUUUUUGAUUGUAAAUUUUGCUGUCUUUUUCACCUAUGUUUCAGUGAAAUAAAGUUGUUGCUUCCUUUCUGUUC
This is a messenger RNA of Parus major (Great Tit), 6570 nucleotides long. It is a transcript of the gene ABHD10, whose product is annotated as abhydrolase domain containing 10, depalmitoylase. Gene Ontology annotation, cellular component: mitochondrion. The transcript is spliced from 5 exons. Gene Ontology annotation, molecular function: hydrolase activity, hydrolyzing O-glycosyl compounds; palmitoyl-(protein) hydrolase activity. The record is from RefSeq and is a predicted model, not a curated record. NCBI's taxonomy places the organism in Eukaryota, Metazoa, Chordata, Aves, Passeriformes, Paridae. Bases 7 to 876 code for a protein of 289 amino acids. Gene Ontology annotation, biological process: protein depalmitoylation.